This is a messenger RNA of Zea mays, 2692 nucleotides long. Its product is annotated as probable inactive receptor kinase. The record is from RefSeq and is a predicted model, not a curated record. Lineage: Eukaryota; Viridiplantae; Streptophyta; Magnoliopsida; Poales; Poaceae. Gene Ontology annotation, molecular function: ATP binding; protein kinase activity; protein binding. The coding region runs from base 406 to 2424 and encodes 672 amino acids. Gene Ontology annotation, biological process: protein phosphorylation. The transcript has 2 exons.
GCCCUUGCUCCUGUCCAGCCGGUCCCACAUACAGCCUUAAAAACAGAACACCUGCCAUGUUGCCCUUUCAAGUUUCAACCCCCACCCACAGGCCACAGCGCACACACACAGUAUCUUUGGAUGGAAAGCGAAAACCCUCCAACCAGGCUCCAGUAAGAGCCACCUGCACCGGCUAUCAUUAAAGCAAUCAGUCCAGGCGUUAAGACAAUCAGCCCUCCUAAUCCCACCCUAAUCAGCUCCUCCACCUCCCAAAUCUGCCAUUAUAUCCCAAGAUUCCCUGCUCACUCUAUUUCUACAGCUUCUAGUACUCUCCGCACAAGCAGCCCCAUCCAUGAUAGUGCUGCCUCUGAGCUAAGGUGCUCUCACCUACCCACCCGCUCACCCUGACCCCAGUCCCCGCCGGCGAUGGCCGCAAUGCCGGCGCCGGCAGCGGGCUUGGCCGUCCUGGUGCUCUUCGCCGCCGCCCUGCCGGCCCUUUCUGCCGAUGACCUCAACACCGACGCACAGGCGCUGCAGGCGCUGCGCUCGGCGGUCGGCCGCUCCGCGCUGCCAUCGUGGAACAGCACCACGCCCACGUGCCAGUGGCAGGGCGUCACCUGCGAGAGCGGCCGCGUCGUCGAGCUCCGCCUCCCGGGGGCCGGGCUCAUGGGCAACCUCCCCUCGGGCGUGCUCGGCAACCUGUCGGCGCUCCGCACGCUGUCCCUCCGGUACAACGCGCUCACGGGGCCCAUCCCCGACGACCUCUCCCGCCUGUCCGAGCUCCGGGCGAUCUACUUCCAGCACAACAGCUUCUCUGGCGAGGUCCCAGCGUCGCUGUUCGAGCUCAAGAACCUCGUGAGGCUGGACAUCGCAGGGAACAAGUUCAGCGGCAAGAUCUCGCCGGACUUCAACAAGCUGAUCCGCCUCGGGACGCUGUACAUGGACGGGAACAGCUUCACCGGUGAGAUCCCAAAGCUGCAGCUGCCUGCAUUGGAGCAGUUCAACGUGUCGUACAACCAGCUCAACGGGUCCAUCCCCAACACGCUCCGGAAGAUGCCGAAAGACUCGUUCUUAGGCAACACGGGCCUCUGCGGCGGUCCACUCGGCCUGUGCCCCGGCGAGUCCGCGCCCACGGCGGCCGGGUCGCCGGAGUCGCAGCCAGGCGCGGGCGGCGCAGCCGACGUCGGUGGCGGCAAGAAGAAGAAGCUCUCCGGCGGCGCCAUCGCUGGCAUUGCCAUCGGCUCCGUGUUCGGCGUGCUGCUCUUGCUCGCCCUGCUUUUCUUCCUCUGCCGGAAGAGGUCUAGCGCGCCCCGGUCGGCGGCGGCGGUGGAGAAGGGGCAGGAACUCGGCAUGGGGCCGAUGGAUGUCGAGCCAAAGGGACAGAACGGCUCAGCAUCAGCAGGUGGCGCAGGCAGCCACAACGGCUCUGCGGCGGCCAUGGCAGUUCCUGCCGCCGCCGCCGCCGCCGCUACGGCGGCAGCGAAGACCGGCGGGUCGACCGGGUCCAAGAAGCUCAUCUUCUUCGGCCCCAUGGCGGCGGCCCCGCCGUUCGACCUCGAGGACCUGCUGCGCGCUUCAGCGGAGGUGCUGGGGAAGGGCGCGUUCGGGACGGCGUACAAGGCGGUGAUGGAGAACGGGUCCGCCGUGGCGGUGAAACGGCUCAAGGACGUGGACCUCCCGGAGCCUGAGUUCCGGGAGCGCAUCGCGGUCAUAGGCGCAGUGCAGCACGAGCUGGUGGUGCCCCUCCGCGCCUACUACUUCAGCAAGGACGAGAAGCUCCUCGUAUACGACUACAUGUCCAUGGGCAGCCUCUCCGCCCUGCUGCACGGGAACCGCGCCUCCGGCCGGACGCCGCUGGACUGGGAGACGCGGUCGGCGGUCGCGCUGGCGGCGGCUCGCGGCGUGGCGCACAUCCACUCCACGGGGCCCACGGCGUCGCACGGCAACAUCAAGUCCUCCAACGUCCUUCUCACCAAGAACUACGAGGCGCGCGUGUCGGACCACGGCCUCCCCACGCUCGUCGGCCCCUCCUUCUCGCCCACCAGGGUGUCCGGCUACCGCGCACCGGAGGUCACCGACAUCCGCCGCGUCUCGCAGAAGGCCGACGUCUACAGCUUCGGCGUCCUCCUGCUGGAGCUGCUCACGGGGAAGGCGCCCACGCACGCCGUCGUCAACGAGGAGGGGCUCGACCUGCCGCGCUGGGUGCAGUCCGUCGUGCGGGAGGAGUGGACCGCCGAGGUGUUCGACCAGGAGCUCCUCAGGUACCAAAACGUCGAGGAGGAGAUGGUGCAGCUCCUCCAGCUCGCCAUCGACUGCUCCGCGCAGCACCCCGACAGGAGGCCCGCCAUGUCCGAGGUGGCCACGCGGAUCGACGAGAUCCGCCGCUCCAGCCUCGGCGACCGGCAGGUGGCCGACAGCGCCGAAGGCGACGAGCCAUCUCUAUAACCGCCAUAGCAGUAGCUCCUCCCCUGAUCCACCAUCACACGUACUGUGUCAAUCUCAGUGAAUGAAAAUUGCUUAGUUCUUUGCAUGGAUCGAUAUUGCUCUUGCUUCACAUCAGCAACUUGUGCAUGUAUGCUUUUUCUCUUUUUCUUCUCUUCUUUAUCUUUUUUUUUGGCCUCUUUCUCACGGGCUUUGAUGAUUCUAUUCUAUAGCACAUGUCACUGUACUCUUUUAUUCUUGGAAAGCAACAUUUGGUGAUGCCUUACUUGUA